Antrostomus carolinensis (chuck-will's-widow) is the source of this 5457-nucleotide messenger RNA. It is a transcript of the gene ATR, whose product is annotated as ATR checkpoint kinase. Gene Ontology annotation, molecular function: protein binding; protein serine/threonine kinase activity. Gene Ontology annotation, cellular component: nucleus; chromosome. The annotation marks the transcript as partial. Lineage: Eukaryota; Metazoa; Chordata; Aves; Caprimulgiformes; Caprimulgidae. The transcript is spliced from 35 exons. Gene Ontology annotation, biological process: telomere maintenance; DNA repair; DNA damage checkpoint signaling. The record is from RefSeq and is a predicted model, not a curated record.
GGCAUCAAAAGGAGAUUUGGUACCAUUUGCCCUCUUGCAUUUGUUGCACUGUUUGUUGUCCAAGUCAGCUUCUGUGGCUGGAGCAGCAUACACAGAGAUUCGAUCCCUGGCGGCAGCAAAGUCCAUAAAGCUGCAAGCUUUUUUCAGUCAGUACAAGAAGCCUAUCUGUCAGUUUCUAGUGGAAUCCCUGCACUCUAGCCAGAUGGCAGUUUUGAGUGCUCCAUGCCAGGGUAAUGAGCUACAGAAACAAACAGCUGCUCAUCAGCGAGAAAUGGCUCUGGACAUGUUAUCUGAGAUUGCCAAUGUAUUUGAUUUUCCAGAUCUAAAUCGUUUUCUCUCACGCACCCUACAAGUUUUGCUUCCUGACCUUGCAGCCAAGGCUAGUCCUGCAGCCUCCACACUUAUUCGAACCAUAGCAAAACAGCUGAAUGUAAACCGAAGAGAGAUUCUGAUCAAUAACUUCAAAUACAUCUUCUCUCAUUUGGUCUGUUCCUGCUCCAAGGAUGAGCUUGAGCGGGCGCUUCAUUACCUCAAGAAUGAGACCGAGAUAGAACUUGGCAGCUUGCUGAGACAGGACUACCAGGGACUACAUAAUGAAUUAUUACUGCGUAUAGGAGAACACUAUCAACAAGUCUUCAAUGGUUUGUCAAUAUUGGCUUCAUUUGCAUCUCAUGAUGAUCCCUAUCAGGGACCUAGAGAAAUAAUAUCACCUGAACAAAUGGCUGAUUAUCUGCAACCUAAAUUGCUUGGUAUCUUGGCUUUUUUUAACAUGCAGUUACUGAGUUCCAGUGUUGGCAUUGAGGAUAAAAAAAUGGCUUUAAACAGUCUUAUGUCUUUAAUGAAGCUCAUGGGUCCCAAGCACAUCAGUUCAGUGAGAGUGAAGAUGAUGACUACAUUGAGAACAGCUCUAAGAUACAAGGAUGACUUUCCAGAACUGUGUUGCAGAGCCUGGGACUGUUUUGUUCGAAGUCUGGACCAUUCAUAUCUUGGCUCCUUGCUUAGUCAUGUGAUAGUAGCGUUAUUGCCCCUUAUACACAUCCAACCAAAAGAAACUACUGCCGUAUUUUACUUUCUUAUCGUGGAGAACAGGGAUGCAGUACGAGACUUCUUACAUGAAAUAUAUUUUCUGCCUGACCUUCCAGAACUAAAAGAAAUUCAGGUCGUCCUUCAGGAAUACAGAAAGGAAUCCUCCAAAAGCACUGACUUGCAGACAACACUGCAGCUGUCUAUGAGAGCUAUUCAGCAUGAGAAUGUGGAUGUUCGUAUUCAUGCACUUACCAGCCUGAAAGAAACAUUAUAUAGAAACCAGGAAAAAUUGAUAAAGUAUGUAACAGACAGUGAAACUGUGGAGCCAGUCAUCUCCCAGUUGGUAACUGUACUUCUCAUUGGCUGCCAGGAUGCAAAUUCUCAAGCCCGACUACUUUGUGGAGAAUGCUUAGGUGAACUGGGAGCCAUAGAUCCUGGCAGGCUCGAUUUUUCAACGAGUGAAACUCAAGGAAAACAUUUUACAUUUGUGGCUGGUGUGGAGGAUCCAAAUUUUGCCUAUGGAUUAUUAAUGGAACUGACUAGAGCAUUCCUUGCUUAUGCUGAUAAUGUUCGUGCUCAGGAUUCUGCAGCUUAUGCGAUUCAGGAGUUACUGUCCAUCUAUGACUGUAGAGAGACAAACACUGACUGCCCAGGCUCCAGGCUUUGGAGGAGGUUUCCUGAGCACGUGCAGGAGAUCUUGGAACCUCACUUAAAAACACGGUACAAGAGUUAUCAAAAGGCUGUAAAUUGGUCUAAGAUGAAGAAGCCAAUUUACUUAAGCAAAUUAGGUGACAAUUUUGCAGAAUGGUCAGCUACUUGGGCAGGUUAUCUCAUAACAAAGGUGCGACAUGAUCUUGCCAGAAAAGUUUUUGAUUGCUGCAGUAUUAUGAUGAAGAAUGACUAUAAAGUGACAAUUUAUCUGCUUCCACACAUCCUUGUCUAUGUUUUGUUGGGUUGCAGUCAAGAGGAUCAACAAGAGGUUUAUGUGGAGAUUAUGGCUGUUCUGAAACAUGAUGACCAGUCUACUAGGAGACUUGAAGACAGUGCAUCUGAUCUAAGUCAGCUGAGCACACAGACGGUGUUCUCCAUGCUAGAUCAUCUCACUCAGUGGGCUAGACAUAAGUUUCAAAUACUUAUUGCUGAGAAAAAUACUAGCAAGUCUAGCAAAGACAGAGGAGAUCCAAAAACAUCAAGUGAGGACUAUGGAGAAUACCAAAAUGUGACACGUUUUCUAGACCUCAUACCUCAGGAUACACUAGCUGUGGCUUCCUUUCGCUCUAAGGCUUACACAAGGGCUGUGAUGCACUUUGAAUCAUUCAUUACAGAGAAGAAACAAAAUAUUCAGGAGCAUCUUGGAUUUCUUCAGAAAUUGUAUGCUGCUAUGCAUGAGCCAGAUGGAGUAGCUGGGGUGAGUGCAAUUCGGAAAGCAGAACCAUCUCUCAAAGAACAAAUCCUUGAACAUGAAAGUAUUGGCUUGUUAAGAGAUGCCACAGCCUGUUAUGAUAGGGCUAUCCAACUGGAACCUGAUCAGAUCAUUCAUUAUCAUGGUGUAGUGAAGUCCAUGUUAGGCCUUGGUCAGUUAUCUACUGUAAUUACUCAGGUCAAUGGAGUGCUUGCAAACAGAUCUGAAUGGAUUUCUGAAUUGAACACUUAUAGAGUGGAAGCAGCCUGGAAACUGUCACGAUGGGAUUUACUGGAAAAUUAUUUGGCUUCAGAUGUGAAGUCCACUACUUGGAGUGUCAGACUGGGACACUUAUUAUUAUCAGCCAAGAAGAAAAAUGAAGCAGCAUUUUAUGAAACACUGAAGGUUGUUCGAGCAGAACAGAUCGUACCCCUUUCAGCAGCAAGCUUUGAAAGAGGAUCCUAUCAGCGAGGAUACGAGCAUAUUAUCAGGUUGCAUAUGCUGUGUGAGUUGGAACAUAGUAUUGGACCAAUAUUUCAGCAACCAAAUGGUGACCAGAGUAGAGAUUCCCUGAAUUGGUGUGCUCGUAUUGAAAUGACCCAAAACUCUUACAGAGCAAAAGAACCCAUUUUAGCACUGAGAAGGGCUUUGCUUAGUCUCAGUAAAAGCCAGGAUCACAGUGAGCUUGUUGGUCAGUGUUGGCUCCAGAGUGCUAGAGUUGCGAGAAAAGCUGGUCAUCACCAGACUGCGUAUAAUGCUCUUCUGAACGCUGGGGAAUCUACGCUCUCAGAGCUUUACAUAGAAAGAGCAAAGUGGCUCUGGUCUAAGGGUGAGGUUCAUCAAGCACUCAUUGUUCUCCAGAAGGGGGUUGAGUUAUGUUUCCCUGAAAAUAAAGCACCCAGCAGUACCAAAAAUCAGCUCAUCCACGGUCGGGCAAUGCUGCUAGUGGGCAGAUUCAUGGAAGAAACUGCUAACUUUGAAAGCAAUGCAGUUAUGAAAAAGUAUAAGGAUGUUACAAUUUUCUUGCCAGAAUGGGAAGAUGGACAUUUUUAUCUUGCUAAAUAUUAUGACAAAUUAAUGCCAAUGGUAACUGACAACAAGAUGGAAAAACAAGGAGAUCUGAUUAGAUACAUAGUUCAUCAUUUUGGGAGGUCUCUACAGUAUGGAAACCAAUUCAUCUAUCAGUCAAUGCCAAGAAUGUUAUCUUUAUGGCUGGACUUCGGAGCAAAAGCAUAUGAAUGUGAUAAAGCUAGUCGUUCAGAGCGCGUUCAAAUGAAAAAUGAUUUAGCCAAAAUAAAUAAGGUGAUUACAGAGCACACGAAUCACCUGGCACCUUAUCAGUUUCUGACAGCUUUUUCUCAGUUAAUCUCCCGAAUCUGCCACUCUCAUGAUGAAGUCUUUGCAGUUCUGAUGGUGAUUGUUGCUAAAGUGUUUUUAGCCUAUCCACAGCAAGCAAUGUGGAUGAUGACUGCUGUGUCCAAGUCCUCUUACCCUACGCGUGUCAAUAGAUGUAAGGAAAUUCUAAACAAAGCUAUUCAUAUGAAGGAAUCUUUGGGAAAAUUUAUUGGAGAUGCAACACGCCUUACAGAUAAGCUAUUAGAACUGUGCAACAAACCGGUUGAUGGAAACAGCUCAACAUUAAGCAUGAAUAUUCAUUUCAAAACACUUAAAAGAUUAGUAGAAGAGCACACAUUUAGUGAAAUUCUGAUUCCCUUACAAUCUGUUAUGAUACCAACUCUUCCUUCAAUUCCUGGUACACAUGCUAACCAUGACCCUUUUCCUGGAUGCUGGGCCUACAUUGCAGGCUUUGAUGAUACGGUGGAAAUUCUUGCCUCACUUCAAAAGCCAAAAAAGAUCACCUUAAGAGGUUCGGAUGGGAAAUCUUACAUUAUGAUGUGCAAGCCAAAAGAUGAUCUAAGAAAAGACUGUCGGCUCAUGGAAUUCAACUCCCUUAUUAAUAAGUGCUUAAGAAAAGAUGCAGAGUCACGUAGGCGAGAACUCCAUAUUCGAACCUACGCAGUUAUUCCACUAAAUGAUGAAUGUGGCAUAAUUGAAUGGGUGAACAAUACUGCUGGUUUAAGAAAUAUCCUGAUCAAACUGUAUAAGGAGAAAGGUAUCUAUAUGACCGGAAAAGAACUGCGUCAGCAUAUGCUUCCAAAGUCAGCACCUUUGUCUGAAAAGCUGAAGAUGUUCAAGGAAGUCCUUCUGCCUCGUCAUCCUCCUCUCUUUCAUGAAUGGUUUCUUCGAACAUUUCCUGAUCCUACUUCCUGGUACAACAGUAGGUCAGCCUAUUGUCGUUCUGUCGCAGUUAUGUCAAUGGUAGGUUACAUACUUGGUCUAGGAGACCGUCAUGGUGAAAACAUCCUGUUUGAUUCUUUGACUGGUGAAUGUGUGCAUGUGGAUUUCAACUGCCUUUUCAAUAAGGGAGAAACUUUUGAAGUUCCGGAAAUUGUUCCUUUUCGUCUCACUCACAACAUGGUUAAUGGAAUGGGCCCUAUGGGAACGGAAGGUCUCUUCCGAAGAGCGUGUGAAGUCACCAUGAGGCUUAUGCGUGAUCAAAGGGAGCCUCUAAUGAGUGUCUUAAAGACUUUUCUCCAUGAUCCUCUUGUGGAAUGGAGUAAACCUGUUAAAGGAAAUACAAAAGCACAGGUGAACGAAACUGGAGAAGUUGUCAACGAAAAGGCCAAAACCCAUGUCCUUGAUAUAGAACAACGGCUCCAAGGUGUCAUUAAGACUAGAAACAGAAUAAAAGGAUUACCUUUAUCUAUUGAAGGGCACGUUCAUUACCUCAUUCAAGAAGCAAGUGAUGACAACCUGCUCUGCCAGAUGUAUAUGGGCUGGGCUCCAUAUAUGUGAAAUUUGUUCACUUUGGAACGAUACCAUUCACAAGUGAUGCAGCUAUCACUGAUUAAUACCUUCUCAAGGAUAUUAUAACUGGUUACUGCUGUUGAUUUCUGAUUUUAAGACACAGAACAGUCUUAUGAUCAAUCUGAAAUCUAUGUAAAAUACACAAUACACUUGCAAGUAUG